AUGGGCCUGCAAGACCUCGCUUCAGCAAACACACAGAGGGCGCAGAAGACAGCGAUCAAUGCGUUUGAGCGUUUCCUUGCGUCGGAGGACGUUAACAUGGACUUCAUCGCUGCGUGCCUUCUCAACGACAAGGACGGGUCUGCGUGUGUGAAGCUCAUGGAUCGCUUUGCCGUGUACCUGGCUUUUGUGGACGGCAGAGCUGGGAAACCGCUCGCGCGAAACUCGGUCAUGAGCUACUACCGCCAUGUCAAAAAUCGGUUGCUUGACAGCUACCCCAAGCACCGCUCUGCCAUCGAGAAGAAGCAACUGAAAAUGGCGCAAACGCUGGAGCGCUAU
Phytophthora sojae is the source of this 336-nucleotide messenger RNA. RefSeq lists its product as hypothetical. NCBI's taxonomy places the organism in Eukaryota, Oomycota, Peronosporomycetes, Peronosporales, Peronosporaceae. The transcript has a single exon. The annotation marks the transcript as partial. The record is from RefSeq and is a predicted model, not a curated record.